Molecule: messenger RNA, 1311 nt
Organism: Metarhizium acridum CQMa 102
Lineage: Eukaryota; Fungi; Ascomycota; Sordariomycetes; Hypocreales; Clavicipitaceae
Source: RefSeq, a predicted model, not a curated record
AUGGCUGGUGAGCUCAAGAUGCAACCAUUGUCGGGUUCCAAACCCAAGACUAACAAUGUUCCCUCUCCAGAUCCGCAAUGGUCAACGAUUUCCACAAGGCUACUACUCGCAGAGCUCCAACGACGCAAGGAAGACGGCGAGAGACCAGCUUGCGGCAGUAAGGAAACUGGGUGGUAUGAUACUGUGGCGCACAUCUUUGCGUUGCUAUUAAUCUUGACCCUGAGCACACUAGGGACUGGAGUGCUGCUUGCUACGGCAUUCGUGCACCUGCUCCCAAUGGCAUUCGAAUCCCUAACCGACCCGUGCUUGCCCUAUUUCUUCAGCCAAGGGUAUACGCCACUUCCUGGCUUCGUGGCCAUGGUGUCUGCUAUUAUGGUUGUCGGCGUCGAAUCCUACUUGACAGCACGUGGUGCCGGCCAUUCGCACUCCCACGUGCACAACUAUUUCGACAGCGACGAAAGCGACGGUGGCGGCGAGUUUCAGGAUGUACCGCUUCAUGAUCACCCUGGCAUGUCUGGGGGACGGACGAGAAAUCACAGACCGCAGGAUGUUUCAGUGGGUGACGACGCCGAGGCCACGCAGGGUCUUGUGGCCGGGGUGUCGCCGGUCCCCGAAUCCACGCCUACCACAACCACACACCGACGCGCAUCCGCAGAAAACGAGUUCAAUGAAGGCGAUUCUGAUUUGGAACUUGACAUGGAUGAACUGGACCCUGCUCCUGUCAAUGACAAUCGCAAUGGCGCAUAUGCCUCCUUAACAAAGCCUGGGGCUCGGACGGACCCAUCGGAGCCGACUCUACACCCGAAGUCACCGGAGGAGACUAGACGACAGCUUCUGCAGUGUCUUCUACUUGAAGCUGGUAUUCUAUUCCACAGCGUUUUUAUUGGAAUGGCUAUUUCUGUAGCCACCGGACCAGCAUUUGUCGUCUUCUUAAUUGCCAUCAGCUUCCACCAGUCUUUUGAGGGUCUUGCUCUAGGCAGCCGCAUUGCCGCUAUAUCGUUUCCCAAAAACUCGAUCCGGCCGUGGCUCAUGGUUCUAGCUUAUGGCUUCACAACGCCCCUUGGUCAGGCCAUUGGUCUGAUUGUCCACAAGAUGUAUGACCCUGCGUCCAUGGGCGGCCUUUUGGUGGUGGGAUUUAUGAAUGCUAUCUCGUCAGGUCUCUUGUUAUAUGCGGGCCUGGUACAGCUCCUGGCAGAGGAUUUCUUGACAGAGAAAAGCUAUCGCGUCCUCAAGGGCAAGAAGCGCCUUCAGGCGUAUCUAGCUGUGGUUGCUGGUUCUCUGCUGAUGGCCAUUGUGGGUGCAUUUGCAUAG